GUUCAAGAUGCUGGGCAGGAGAUGGUGGCAUCUUCUGGCACACCAGGAUCAGGCAAAUCAAAGCUGGACACAUUGCCCAAAGAAGAUCUCAUCAAAUUUGCAAAAAAACAAGUGAUGCUUAUACAGAAAGUAAAGUCAAGAUGUUCAGAACUGGAGAAAGAGAUUGAAGAACUCAGAUCUAAAGCAGCUGCUGAAGGAAACGAUGAUAUUAUUCAGGCUCUCACAGAACGACUGGAUGUUGUACUUCUGGAAAAAGCUGAAACUCAGCAGCAGUGCAUAGCUCUGAAAAAAGAAAAUACUCAGCUAAAGCAAGAAGGAGAGGCUGCAGCAGCUAAGACAGAAGAAUUGCAGAAGCAACUGGAACAAUCAAAUAUUGACUCUCUGAAAGAAAUAAAUGCUCUGAAGAGUGAAUUAGCAAAUGCACAAUGCAAGCACAAUGAGGAUUUUAAAAAGCUGAAAAUGGAAUUAGAUGAACAAGUGAAGAAACAAAUGGAGCUGAUGGAACAGGUUGAAUGUCACAGCCACAGUCAAAAAGAAGUUAAAAGAUUACAAGAUGAUAUCCAAGGAAUUAAAUCUACUUAUGAGGAGCAAAUUAUGUGUCUGAGCAAGCAAUUAGAAACUGUGAGUGAAGACAAAAACAAAGAAGUGACAAAUCUGCAGGAAACUAUUAAAAGCAACUCUCAGUGUUACCAUAAUGAAAUUCAAAAUCUGAAUGAAGAGCUUAAAAAACUAAAGUUUGCACAUCAGGAAGAGGUGUCAGAAUUGAUGCAUCAGCUUGAAAUAUCAUCGAAAGAAAAUGAAGAAAAGCAAAACCAAAUUGCUCAGUUGCAGCACAGUUUGGCAGAGAAAAAUGCAAGGGAUGAAGUGUGUGCUCAUACCAACCAGUGUGAACAUGACUUGGAGCAGCUGAGAGAAGCCUUAAAUAAAACUGUAGAAAACAAGGUAGAUGUUGCAGAUACACAACAGGAACCUUGGCUAGAAGUCAAGAUGGAAGAAAAAGUUAGGCACCUGGAGCAGAGUUUAGAAGAACUCCAGUCCCAACAUAGUAUAUUAAAGGAUGAGUUAACUUACAUGAACAAUGUCAAGCUAAAACUGGAAGAGGAAAUCCAUUGUGUAAAGGAGGAAUACUUCCAUGAAAGGGAAGACUUGGACUUUAAGAUAAAUGAAUUGCAGCUUACUAAAGAAGAUUACUGUUGUGUCAUUGAAAAGCUAAAACUGGAGCUUCAGGCAGCAAGGCAACACUAUGAAACUGCUGUGGAAGAGCAUCAGUUAGAGAUUCAGACUCUGAAAGAGCAACACAAGAGAGAGAUUUCUGAACUGAAUGAAACUUUCUUAUCUAGCUCUGAAAAGGAAAAUGUGGCAUUAGCUUUUGAAAUGCAGGAACUUAGGGAACAGCUUGAAAAGGUAACUCAGGAGAAAGAAGAAGCAGUGUGUAAUUACGACAGCCUGAGAGAAACAAUGGAAACUCUCCAGGCUGAGCUAGGGGAAUCCGCUGGAAAGAUCAGCCAGGAGCUUGAAUCCAUGAAACAACAGCAAGCUUCUGAUGUCAGUCAGCUGCAGCAGAAACUCAGGGCUGCUUUCAAUGAGAGGGAUGUGCUGCUGGAAACUGUAAACCGCCUCCAGGAGGAGCGAGAUAAAUUGUCAGCUGAUCAGCUAGAGGUAGAACAACUUAAAUGUAAAAUUGUUAGUCUUCAGGAGGAGAAUAAUGCAAUGACAAGCUCCAUCGACCAAAAAGACAUCAUUGUAAAAGAGCUGGAAGAGAAGGUCACUGCUCUUACUGAUCAAAACAAGGAUAUUUUAAAUGAUAUAAAAUGCUUGGGUGAAGAGAGAGAAACCCUUCAGGAAAGGUGCAAGCAAGAACAAGUUAAAACUCAGGAACUUCAGCAAGAAGUAGAUGUUGCUAACCAGUCCAAUAAUGAUCUGAAGGAAAAGGUGGAGGAAUUAACAGAGAGGCUGAACGAAGCUUUAACUGCAAAGAGUGAAAAUGCUCAAAUGCUGGAAGAGCUGGAAAAGCAGAUUGAAUCUCUGGUGCGUGACAGAGAGAAGCUUUCAGCUGAAGCAUGUGCUCUUCGUGAGGAAAACAAGAAAGUCAUCCAGGAAAAAAGUGAAUUAAGUGAAGAUCUGAAAAAGAUCACAUCUGAAAAAGAUGGUUGGCUAGUGUUGAAAGAGCAGUCUGAGAACUUAGAAAAGAAGUUACAAAUGGUGACUGCAGAAAAAGAGCAUCUGUCAACAUCUCUUGAAAAGGAACAAGCUCACACGUCCCUUGUAAGAGCUCAGCUGUGCCAUUUCCUGGAGCAAGCAGGGUCCAGCAUUUCAGAUUCUAAUGAAGAAUGUGACUCUCUUGACUUGUUAAAAGUUGCAAGUGACUGCUGGUCAAAAAUGAAAGAAGAGCAGUGCCUUGCUCUGCAAAGUCAGGAGGAAGUAAUUCGUUUGCAGCAGGAGGUUGAGAGACUAGAGCAAGAAAACGAAGCUCAAUAUAGAGAACAUAGAUCCCUGGUUCAGGAUUUUGAACGGGAAAAGGAUCUCUUGAGGGAAGAGCUGGAGGGAGUGUUGUCUGAAAAAGAAGCACUUCAACAGGAUAUCCAGGAGCUGAAGAAUGCCAGUGAAAAAAUGAGGAUGGAAACCCAAGAUCUUUUACCUAAUAUUGGAGAGAUCACUCAAAAACUUGCUUUCUAUGAAAGUCAAAUCCAAGAGCAGCAAAAAGGAUCAGAGAAACAAGACGACUUAAAUUUCAUUCUGGAACAAAAGGAAACUGAACUUAGAAAUAUGAAAGACGAACUGAGUUCUCUAAAGAAUUUAAUGGAGACAGUGACUGAGAAAACUGAUCAACAGUCUUCAGUGGCAGAGCUUCAAGAAAAAAUUGAGAGGCUGGAAAAAGAAUCUGCAGAAAAAGGAGAGAAGCUAAAUAAGAUCAAGGUGGUUGCUGUGAAAGCAAAGAAAGAAUUGGAUGCGAGCAGAAAAGAGACCCAGGCCCUGAAGGAAGAAUUGGAGUCGGUUCGAUCAGAAAAGGAUCAGUUGUCUGCUUCAAUGAAAGAUGUCAUUCAAGGAGCUGAAAGCUAUAAGAAUCUUCUGAUGGAAUAUGAUAAGCAAGGAGAACAGCUGGAUUCUGAAAGAGGCAGGGCAAACAGCCUCGAACGUCAGAUAGAUGACCUCACGAGACAACUACAGGUGUCAUCCCAGCAG
Molecule: messenger RNA, 3183 nt
Organism: Acanthisitta chloris (rifleman)
Lineage: Eukaryota; Metazoa; Chordata; Aves; Passeriformes; Acanthisittidae
Gene: GCC2
Product: GRIP and coiled-coil domain containing 2
Exons: 9
Biological process (GO): late endosome to Golgi transport
Cellular component (GO): Golgi apparatus
Source: RefSeq, a predicted model, not a curated record